GUUGAAAUUUUCUCCUUGUAUACUCUGCUAAAAGAAUCAAUUUACUGUCACAAUGUCGGGUACUAAGAUCUGGCUCCGCGCUGAAACCAAGCCUGCUGAGGCGCGAUCUGCCCUCACGCCCACAACUUGCAAGGCGCUCUUAGAUGCUGGAUAUCAGGUGACUAUUGAACGUUCCAAGCAGCGUAUUUUUGAAGACGAGGAAUUCUCCGCGGUCGGAGCGCCAUUGGUUGAGGAAGGCUCCUGGGCGAAGGAUGCUCCCAAGGAUGCCUACGUUUUGGGUCUGAAAGAGUUGCCGGAGGAUGACUUUCCCCUUGAGCACGUUCAUAUAACGUUCGCGCACUGUUAUAAGCAGCAAGGUGGCUGGGAGAAGGUUCUUAGCCGCUGGCCCCGCGGAGGUGGUACUCUUCUGGAUCUUGAGUUCCUUACUGAUGAUACUGGGCGGAGAGUGGCCGCUUUUGGCUUUUCUGCUGGAUAUGCAGGAUCCGCUUUGGCUGUCAAGAACUGGGCGUGGCAGUUAACCCAUCCUGAAGGCGAGCUGCUACAUGCCGAGACACCUUACGCCAAUCAGGAUCUCUUGAUCGAGUCCGUCAAGGAAUCUUUGGAGGCUGGGAAGAAGAAGGCUGGCCGGUCACCCAAGAUCCUUGUCAUCGGAGCUCUUGGACGGUGUGGCAAGGGAGCUGUGCAACUGGCCAAGGAUGUCGGGAUCCCAGAAUCGGAUAUUAUUCAGUGGGAUAUCGAGGAGACUAAGAAAGGAGGUCCCUUCAGGGAGAUCGUCGAAGAUGCAGAUAUCUUUGUGAACUGCAUUUACCUCUCUGCCAAGAUCCCUCCUUUCGUGAAUGACGAGAUACUUUCUUCCCCCAAGAGACGUCUCACUGUCAUCUGUGAUGUCAGCGCUGACACUACGAAUCCUCACAAUCCCAUUCCUGUGUACGCCAUUACCACAACCUUCGACAAGCCGACAGUGCCAGUCAAGUUGCCUGCCUCGAGCACUAAGGAUCCCUUGAGCGUAAUCAGCAUUGACCAUCUCCCAUCUCUUCUUCCCCGGGAAAGCUCGGAGAUGUUCAGCACGGCGUUGCUACCCAGCCUUUUACAGUUGAAGGACCGAUCCAACGCUCGUGUGUGGACGCAAGCGGAGGAGCUGUUCAAGGAGAAGGUUGCUACGUUGCCGGAAUCACUGCGUACCUGAUUUGGCUUUCUGGAAGGGCGUGAACGCGGAUGUGUUCUCAUCGGGGAUAUCCAAGAUCAUCGAACGCAUUCAGUCUCAUAAUGUCGACUCAAAAAUAGUAAAGUAAAUUUUCUCUUUGGCUUGAAACUGUCUCCCUGCAAGCUUCGUAUGUGGGCUUAGCUUCAAACUGGCCCCUUUUUCCAUGACUUUUGCUGGAACCUGCUAUGGGUAGAAGUGAUGUAACGACGGAAUAGCCAGGAUGACUGCACCUGUGUAACCGUAUCGCCGAAUAUUAAUUUUAGUGGAUAUGAUACACUGUAUCUCCC
This is a messenger RNA of Monascus purpureus, 1491 nucleotides long. The record is from the annotation of a GenBank genome assembly. Lineage: Eukaryota; Fungi; Ascomycota; Eurotiomycetes; Eurotiales; Aspergillaceae.